UAGAAUCGGAGCUACAGGGGAACUGAAUUUGGAAAGAGAUAAACAUGGCGAAUCCAUCGAUGUAUAUAAUGAUUGCAGUUUUAGCUAUGAUCUUGGCUUCAUUGGCCUCCGCCGAUGAUGUUAUCGUACUCACGGAGGAUAAUUUCGACAAGGAGGUUGGUCAAGAUCGUGGUGCUCUUGUAGAGUUUUACGCUCCUUGGUGUGGCCACUGUAAAAAACUAGCUCCUGAAUAUGAGAAGCUUGGUGCAAGUUUCAAGAAAGCAAAGUCUGUGUUGAUUGGAAAGGUUGAUUGCGAUGAACACAAGACAGUUUGUAGCAAAUAUGGUGUUUCUGGAUACCCAACAAUUCAAUGGUUUCCCAAGGGUUCUUUGGAACCAAAAAAGUAUGAGGGUGCACGAAAUGCUGAAGCCCUUGUUUCUUAUAUUAACAAGGAGGGAGGCACUAAUGUGAAGUUAGCUGUUAUUCCCUCCAGUGUUGUGAUACUCACAUCUGACAAUUUUGACGAUAUUGUCCUUAAUGAGAAGAAGAAUGUGUUGGUUGAGUUCUACGCACCCUGGUGCGGUCAUUGCAAGAGCCUUGCACCUAUCUAUGAAAAGGUUGGCACUGUAUUUAAUUUGGAAGAAGACGUGGUGAUUGCUAAUCUAGAUGCCGAUACUCACAAGGAUCUUGCAGGGAAGUAUGGUGUUAGUGGAUAUCCUACGUUGAAGUUCUUUCCAAAGGGUAACAAAGCCGGGGAAGAUUAUAAUGGUGGACGUGAUUUAGAUGAUUUCGUGACUUUCAUCAAUGAGAAGUGUGGAACCAGCCGUGAUGCAAAAGGACAACUAACCGAUAAAGCUGGUAGAGUUGAGAAAUUGGAUGCUCUGGUUAAGGAACUCAUUAAUGCAGGGGAGAAUGAGAAUGAGAAGAAGGAAGUUUACGGUAAGAUAGAGGACGAAGUUGAAAAGCUAGACGGUUCUUCUGCAAGGUAUGGAAAAAUUUACUUGAAAGCUGUAAAGAACUAUAUGAAUAAAGGCACAGAUUAUGCCAAGAAUGAGAUCCAAAGACUUGAACGCAUUCUCGAUAAGUCCAUCAGCCCAGCAAAGGCUGACGAAUUCACGCUGAAGAAGAAUAUCUUAUCGGCUUUCGCUUGAAUUUUCGAUAGAAGAUGAGGCCGAUUUAACCUGGCUAGCACACGACGGUAUUGAAUCAACUUUUUUUUUGUGUGUGUUCAAAGUGAGAAAUGCUAGAUCACAUAAGUUAGGGUGGGAUUGGACAUUCUGUUUUACAACUAGAAAUAAAUGGGAGUUAAA
Molecule: messenger RNA, 1289 nt
Organism: Impatiens glandulifera
Lineage: Eukaryota; Viridiplantae; Streptophyta; Magnoliopsida; Ericales; Balsaminaceae
Product: protein disulfide-isomerase like 2-1-like
Exons: 11
Coding region: 45-1130 (361 amino acids)
Biological process (GO): protein folding
Cellular component (GO): endoplasmic reticulum
Molecular function (GO): protein disulfide isomerase activity
Source: RefSeq, a predicted model, not a curated record